UAGGCGGAGCUUGUGCGCAGAGCGAUGCUCAGUCGUUCCCGCCAUUGUUGUGGAGGGUACGUUGGGAGGGAUGGUGUCGUCUUUGAGACAAAACCUUUUACAUUCUAGGAGUGAUAUGACACACUUAACACUUCUAUAAGUAAAAAUCUGAGAGAGAGCAAGUGAGAGAGACUUGGUGCUACUAAACUAAAACAAGAGGUGGGAAGGAGUUCUUCCGUGCUGGACAUCUACUUGCCCAAACAGUCAUGGCUCCACGCAAGGCUGGCACAGGCAACAAAAGUGGGUCUAAAGGGGCACCCAAGAAACGUGUGGCCGCCAAUGGUUUCAAACUCCCUGAUCCAAUCACCCCGGGGGUGGUUGUUACAGACGUUGCAAAACAACAGUGGAAAAUUGGGUGCAGUAUUGGUGUUGGAGGAUUUGGUGAAAUCUACUUGGCUUCAAAGGACACUGUCAAUCCUGUGGGUAAUGAGGCUGACUAUGUUAUCAAAGUUGAGCCACACACUAAUGGUCCAUUGUUUGCUGAAAUGCAUUGUUACAUGAGGGUUGCGAGACCAGAACACAUAGAGGCCUGGAAGAAAGAGAAGAAGCUUAAAGCUCUAGGAAUGCCUAAGUAUUUAGGCUCGGGGUCUUUUGAAUUCAAAGGUCAGCGUUAUCGUUUCAUGGUGAUGGAACGCUUUGGCAGUGACUUACAGAAGAUCCUGGAGCAACAUAGCAAGAGAUUUUCAUUCAAAACUGUCUAUCAAGUUGGAAUUCAAAUUUUGGAUGUACUUGAAUACAUACAUAGUAAAGAGUACAUUCAUGCAGAUAUAAAGGCUUCCAACUUGUUGGUUGGCUAUCAGCCGGGUACUCAAAAUCAAGUUUACCUUGUGGACUUUGGUUUAGCAUGUCGUUAUGCUAAUGACGGCAAGCACAAAGAAUACAAGUAUGACCAGCGCAAAGCUCAUGAUGGUACUAUAGAAUUUACAUCUCGUGAUGCCCAUAUUGGUGCUCACUCUCGUCGAGGGGAUCUGGAAAUCUUGGGUUAUAACAUGACUCAGUGGCUUUGUUCUCGCUUACCUUGGGAGGAUAACCUUCAGGAAUGUAACUAUGUUGCUGCACAGAAAAGAGGUUUUAUGGAAGACAUUCCUUCAUAUAUGGACAAAUGUUUCCCAGAUACCAAGCCACAAGGUCUUCAAGAAUAUUUAGAAUAUGUAGUUAAUUUGGCUUUUGAUGAAAAGCCAGAUUAUGAGAAAUGCCGCUGCAUAUUGCGCAAUGGGUUGAAAGCACGGGGUUACAGAGACGACGGUAAAUUAGUGUUUAUGUCAGCAACUCCUGUGCCAACAUCUAGAAAACCCAAGUCUCGCCUGGACCGUAAGAAAUCCACUAAAAGGCGCUCCGAAGAGGAGGAAAACAUUGCAGAGUAUACCCCUAAGAAGAUGAUGAGAACAUCACAUAUGUCCCCUUGUAGACCUAGAAAUAACAGAGUGCACACUAGAACAUGUCCACGAGAUUCACUCAUUGGCGUAAGUUUGAGCAAGCCUAGUCAACCUGAUUUUACAUAUGUAGACACAGAGGAACUAAUGAUUGAAAAAGAAGUUAUGAAAAUGGAAGCACGGAAACAAAACCAACGACCGAAAAGACUUGUGAUUAAAGAUACCUCGCUGGACAAUCCUACUCCCCAAAUGAUAGAAAUUAUGAACAAAAUAAGAGAAAAAAGUGCAUCCCCACCUGUUUGCCAAAAACGACACAGACAUCACAGUACUUGUUACAGCAGUAGAAGUAGUCCUACGUAUGAAGAUAUACCAUCAGAGUUCACACCAGCCAUGGAAGCUGUCAUGAGAAGAAGAGCAGAAAGAUUGUCAUCAUCAGAUGGUGAAACUGAUAUUCUUUCAAAUAGUUCCUCAAGUGUUGGAUCACCUCAGAUGUUUGAUUCUUCAGAAAACGAAGAUUCUAAUGAUGCAACUGUUUAUUACUCCCCUCCUGCAUCAUCGCCGUAUGUACCUCCUCUAACGCAGCCACAACCCCAAGUGAAAGGCUCUAGAUCCAGUCGUUGGGUUCGCUUGGCAUGGAGCUGCGUGUCCUCUGUGCUGACAACAUAUACUAUUAUGACGAGGUCGAAGUUUGGAGGUCCUGUUCUCACCAGGUCUAAGUCUAUGCUUAAAGGUUAAAAAAAAAAACUUUACACUACCAGUGUUAAUGGAAGACACAAAUGAAGUUCUAGUUAUGUUUACCAACCGGAUUUAAGUUCUUUAGAGGUUUUCUCUAAAACUAGGGCAUUGUUUGUAAGAGAAAGUUUAUACUACAAACAAAGAUAUGGUACUUGCCACAUAUUUUACCAUACACAUUUCAUGGAACAUGCUCAGAGAUAAAAGGUAGCACCAAGUCUCUCUCCUUUAACUUUCUCGCAGAGUGCCUUUAUUUUGUACAGUUCAUCGAUGAUUGUUGUAGAAUAUAAUCCAUGGGUAUAUAUUAGUACAAUUUUAAGAUAAUUUCCAUAAUUACAAUAUAUCUGUCUUUUGCAGAAUUACUAUCUUUUCCAUUUAGUUUUAAUUUAAGAUUUUUUAUCUUCUCAGUUUUAAUUUUUAUCUGAUUGUUGUUUGUUGGUAGAAUGAUUCCGUAGAUAACAUUUAAUAUGUUGUUUUGCAUUUAAAACCAUGCAUUAAGAAUGCUUAAUUCUGUUAAUUAUGUACUAAGAAUUUUGAUGAAUAAUAAUCAAAUUUUCCUUAUAAGAGAAUGUUAUGGUAAAAAAAAAAAAAAAAAAAAAAAAAUUUUUUUAGUAGGUACCAAUGUUGAAAAAGGAUAUUUUUAGUAGCUACCAAUGUUAUGUAAAUGAGAUUUGGGAUUAACAAGGUAUAUUCUUUCGACUUUGUGACUGGCAGCUAUUUGAAUGUUAUCAGUAACUGUCGGGUUUAGUCUAUGACCAUGUUUCUAUGUGUUCACUUACUUUGCACAUACGCUACUAUUGGUUUGAAUUUAUUAUAUAGAUUUGCCAUUGAAACUUGCUUACUUUAAAAUAAGACCCAAUUGUCUUGUGAAUUUAGGGUACAGCUCGUGGUCUUUUGUAUCUCAUUACACGUUCAUAUUGUUCUUUAUUAAUGUAAGGUGUUUCAUCAUUCAUAAACGGAUGAAGCUUUUAAUGUAUACCUCAUAACUCAACACAGUACAAAUUUUUGUGUGAAUUGGUGUGUAGUUAUCAUGUUACCAAUGCAUUACAUGGUUGUAUAGAAGGAAGGUGGUGAAGACCUUUAUUUAAGGAAUUUUGGAAAAAAUAUAAUUUUUACCUCAUUGCCUCAAAAACCAUUGUUGUGCUAUCGAGGCAUUUCUUACUUUGAAAAAGGAAAAAUAUAAGAAAAAAUUAUACUUCAGUCAACAUUAUUUCCUUGAUGUUUUGCAUCGAUAUUAAAAUUUGAAUGUAAUGCAAAACAGGGUCUUGUACUUGAAACCCAGUCACACAACUGUUUUAGCCACAUCACACAAAUGACUUUUUAUGAGAUUGCAGACUACUGUAUUUGUCUCAAAAACCAUUUUUGUGCCAAUCAAGGCAUUUCCUACUUUUAAAAAUGAAGGAUAUAAUUAUAUAUAUACAGUGGACCCCCCUUUUCGCGUUCUCCAGAUUCGCGGACUCACACAUUCGCGGAUUUCUCUCGGGAACGUUUCCCUGCAUUAUUCGCGGAAAAUUUGCGCAUUCGCUGUAUUUUUCUAUGAUAAAUAUCCACAAAUUCCUGGUUUUUUUUAUGAAUUUCAUCAUAAAAUGCACUUUUUGUGAUAAAACUUAAAAAACCCAUGUAGGAAAAUUUUGAGUGGGUUUUUCUUGAGUUUUAACUAAUAAAAUAGGCUGUUUUUAGCAUUUUUAUAGGGUUCCAAACAUUCGCGGAUUUAACUAUUCACGGGGGGUCUGGUACGCAUCCCCCGCGAAUACGGGGGGACCACUGUAUAUAUAUAGUAUUUAUAUAUACUUCAGUCAAUAUUGUUUUUGUGGUGUUUUGCAUCAAUAUUAAAAUUUGAAUGUAAUGCAAAACAGGUCUUGUACUUGAAAGCCAGUCACAUAACUGUUUUAGCCACAUCACACAAAUAACUUAUGAGAUUGCAGACUACUGUAUUAAUAUUAAACCAAGAAUAGUUGUAAGAAGCCUUGAGAUGAAGUAUUUUUCAUAGAUAUAGGUACUUAAUGCAGUAGAUUUUUCCACUUAACACUUUCAUUUGAUUUUAAACAUUAAGGAAAUAGUGGACGUGAUGGAAUGAA
Molecule: messenger RNA, 4222 nt
Organism: Macrobrachium nipponense
Lineage: Eukaryota; Metazoa; Arthropoda; Malacostraca; Decapoda; Palaemonidae
Product: serine/threonine-protein kinase VRK1-like
Exons: 10
Coding region: 246-2147 (633 amino acids)
Biological process (GO): signal transduction; peptidyl-serine phosphorylation
Cellular component (GO): nucleus; cytoplasm
Molecular function (GO): ATP binding; protein serine/threonine kinase activity
Source: RefSeq, a predicted model, not a curated record